This is a messenger RNA of Porites lobata, 1254 nucleotides long. The record is from the annotation of a GenBank genome assembly. Lineage: Eukaryota; Metazoa; Cnidaria; Anthozoa; Scleractinia; Poritidae.
AUGAAGACUUGGUGUCGUGUCACCUUGUCUUUUGUUCUUUUUUCUGCGCUUUUCGUUGACACUUGCUGUUCUGCUGUCUUUUCUCAAGAAACAGCGCCGAGGCUGAAAAGAACCUACAAUGAAGAAACCAAGGGUUUUGGAAAAGCUGCUUUAAAAGAUCGCGAGGAGAAUGACAAUUGGGUCGGGGAAUAUAAUGAAAACGAUGUAGAUGACCAUGGUUGGGCUAACGACGACGAUGCAGCAAAUAAAGAUGAAAACGAUGAAAAUCGAAGUGACAUAGAAAACGAAGAAGGAGGAAAAUAUGAAGAUGAAAAACAAGAUACAAUUGAGGAGAAGGAUGAAUACGAAGUCGAGGGCGAAGAACUGAGUGAUUUGGUAGAGGACUACUACGACGAUGACGAUGCUGAUGAUUAUGAUGAUGAUGAUGAUGCUGAUGAUUUGUCUGAUAAAUCAGAUCUUGCUGAAUGGGAUGAAGAUAAUGAUGAAGAAGGUAGGUUUUUUUCUUUCUUUUCUUUUAAUCGGGUUUAUUAUAAAGGUCAGGAAAAUUACGUUGAUAAGUUAAGUGCCUGGUUCGUUUCGCCCCUUUUCUUUAUGGUUAACGAACCUUAGAUGGACCUUCUCGAUUUAAAAUACGGGAUAUAAGCGCAAAAAAAACACACUUUCAUCUUUUAAUUUCUUCUUCUUCUUAUUGUUAUUAUUACCAUUUUCAUUUUCCAAGAUUAAGGCAAGGUGCAUGAUUUGUUGGCUCUUCUUAAUUUGCCUUCCCUUGAGGUGUAAACCGUAAGAGCAUUUGGAUUCCAGCUGAAAAUAAACAGCAUCUAUUUUUAACUAAAUGGGAUAUUGUAUAUUUCAAACAGUAGGAAUGAAGAUAUAUCGCAUGCGAGACCCUGAUCGAGGUAGUGGACGCGUAUCUCAACGAGCACGUCGACGAGGUGGGCGAGGUAGAAAAGAGGAUAAAGGCGGGUACCCAGGCGACGCAGGCCACGUAGGAUACGGAGACCACGCAGACGACGUAGAAUAAGAUCACCCCGACGACGUAGAAUAAGAUUACCCCGACGACGUAGAAUAAGAUUACCCCGACGACGUAGAAGACCACCCCGACGACGUAGAAUAAGACCACCCCGACGACGUAGACGACGAAAGCGACGAGGGGUGAAGUAGACGACGAAGACCACCACGAUCACGGAAAACCACUCCAAGACCUACCACACUGUCUACUCCAAGUGCACCCGUACCAGGUUGGAAUGGACCUAA